Molecule: messenger RNA, 1631 nt
Organism: Cajanus cajan (pigeon pea)
Lineage: Eukaryota; Viridiplantae; Streptophyta; Magnoliopsida; Fabales; Fabaceae
Product: WAT1-related protein At3g28050
Cellular component (GO): membrane
Molecular function (GO): transmembrane transporter activity
Source: RefSeq, a predicted model, not a curated record
ACAAGUUGCAUAUCUAAACUCAAUUUUGAAACUGAGAGCUUAAAUUGGAAUAACCCAUAGAGCCUUAGAAACAAACUUAGAAGAACUUUUAAAAAAAAAAUUAAAACUUUAUUUUAAGCAGAAAAACUUUUCUUUUAAGAAGUUUCCUUUUUCGGAACACCCUAUUAAACCAAAUCAUAUAGUAAGGUUUGAGUUCUGUGGAACAAUUAAAGAGAAAGAGUGAAGUGAGGGAGAGAUGGCAACACAAUGGUCUCUUUACAGGGAUGUUCUGCCAGUUGUGGUGAUUAUAGGCAAUGAAUGCAAUGACAUGGGAUUGCUCACACUCUUCAAGAUAGCCACACUCCAAGGGAUGAACAACCAUGUCUUUGUGGCCUAUGCUUAUGCUAUUGGCACCACUAUACUCCUUCCUGUCACUUUUUUCCACACAAGAACAAGAGUGGACGUUCCUCCUCUCAGUUUCUCCAUAAUAUCCAAAAUCGCCCUUCUUGGGGUCAUAGGAAGUUCAUCUCAGAUACUGGGUUAUGUUGGUAUUAGCUACAGUUCUCCAACACUUGCUUCAUCAAUCGCCAAUCUAGUGCCAGCUUUCACCUUCACCCUUGCUGUCAUUUUCAGGAUGGAAAAGUUAGCUGCAAAAAGUCGUAGCAGUCAAGCUAAGGUAAUAGGAAGCAUCAUAUCAAUAGCAGGAGCAUUUGUGUUGACAUUGUACAAAGGCAAACCAAUCAUAAACGCUCACACCCAUCUUUCCUUACUACUUCAACAACCAAUUAACUUUCUUAAAUCAGAGGAUGCAAGUUGGGCCAUUGCUGCCACUCUGCUCAUAGCUGACUACUUUCUAACUUCAGUAUGGUACAUUUUACAGGCAGAUGUCUUGAAAGUGUUCCCGGAUGAAUUAACUAUUGUUUUCCUUUAUAACGUGGCUGCCACCAUUACAUCUACUGUUAUAGGUUUAUGUGCGGCAAAUGCUAGUGCUUGGAAAAUAGGACUUGAUAUUUCACUGAUCUGCAUUGUUUGCUUUGGAAUAUUUGGAAAGUUCGUGAGCUCUGUGGUUUUUGUUUGGGCAAUACACUUAAAGGGACCUGUCUAUGUAACAUCAUUCAAGCCACUCCAAAUUGUUAUUGCUGAUGUCAUGGGUGUUAUGUUCCUUGGUGAUACUCUUUACAUUGGAAGCAUAAUUGGAGCUGCAAUAAUAUCAAUUGGGCUUUAUGGUGUAUUGUGGGGCAAAGCAACAGAAGAUAUAGAGGAAGAUGUUGGUCGCUCAGAAUCAGCAACUACUGAGAAUGUUCCUCUCUUGAGAGGCUACAAAACUGAAGCUUCUGAAAUGAAAGCAGAUGGAAAUGUUUAAGAGAAAAAGUACAAACUUUUCACAGCUUUUAAUAUCCAAUGAGGACCUAAACUGUGGUUUCAUGGUCUCCCAAAGUGAUCCAAGUGGUUACCCCUCCACAGGACAAUGCUGUUAGCUAGGGAUCCUUAUUAUUAUUGUUUUUAUUUUAUAUGUGAAUCAAAUCGCCUUUAUAAUUGUAUAUAAUUAAAAUUCUUAAUAAUUGUGUAUAACCAGAAUUGUUAUUUUAGUUUGUACAAAUGAAUAUCAACAACUUGUUCAUCGCUUGCUGUUCAAUUGUGGUUUUUCGGUA